AUGGAUUCGACGCGCUCCAAGAACAUCCGUAAGUUCCAGUUUCAUAUCUCACCAUCGUCAAGCCGUUUUAACCGUCUUCCAAUGGCCGCAGGCGGAAUCGUCGCGCGAGACCUCAUCCAAUGCAAUCAGAUAUGCUUCUUCUCGGGGGCGUUCAUCAGUGCCGUCGCCGUCGUGCUUUCGCUGGACCGGGAGACGCCCGGAAUUGCGGCUGAGGUUGCCCAUAUGCUCUUCUGCAGCUCUGUUCUUGCGGGUAUCGCUUCGGCCGUAACGACGGCCUUGCAGGCAUCCGUCUACGCCGGCCUCCCUUUUCUCUCCGAGCGCGUAAUCGGUCUGAACUGCGUUCCGCAGGACCUUCUGGUCGUCUCGGCGCUACAGACGCUGUUCGGUCUCGCCUGCCGCUUUGGGGGAGCGGAAAUGGCGACGUGGAGAAGCCGGUUGAUUGUCGGGCAGGCGAUGACCCUGUUCCUUUUUAUUCUUAAUAUGUACAAGUUUGCCAGGAAGGCGCUGUCCGAGAAAACAGUCCCCGGCCUUCUGCAAAGCAAGUAG
Arthroderma uncinatum is the source of this 546-nucleotide messenger RNA. RefSeq lists its product as uncharacterized. The record is from RefSeq and is a predicted model, not a curated record. Bases 1 to 546 code for a protein of 181 amino acids. The transcript has a single exon. NCBI's taxonomy places the organism in Eukaryota, Fungi, Ascomycota, Eurotiomycetes, Onygenales, Arthrodermataceae.